UUUUCAAUGCUAAGUGUAAACCCGGACAAUAAUCCCAUCAUCCCAUCCUUGCUGUCUUAUUAUCCGCCAACUGGCCACGAAGAUUGUUUCUGUUUACUGCAAUACCUCGGCCAUACAGAAACGCCAAAGGCAAAUAUUGAUCCUCUCCUAGAAGAAAAUUCCUCAAAUAUGGCCUGGUGCAACACUGGGAAGAAUUUGAAGAAUUUGAAAACGACAAGUACACAUAUUCAAAGUAGUUUCAAUCCACAUGUGCAUCCAAGUGAUAAAAGCGUUUGGGACGAUAAUGAUUCUGCUACACGACAUUCAACAGUUCUAGACGCACUCAAUGAGGCCAAACAAAACAUAUCUGCUUUAGGUGUCGCAGCUUCUCAACCAUUGCCCGAAAAAGAUGACGACUUUGGCAACAAAUCCUCUAAGAGUUCUGUACACGUGAUAGUUACUAAUGGGCUUCCUCAGUUUGACUCCCAACCAGCACAAGAAGUAAUACAAGAUGAUGUAAGGUUUAUGUCAGAACCCAUGUUGUUCAUUGAGUGUGCGACACAGGGAUGGAAGGUCAAUGAUGAAGCAAAGAAGUUCCUCGCUGACCUAAACAUGCCAUUGGUCAUUGUAUCCAUUGUUGGCCCAUACCGUACAGGCAAAUCAUAUCUUCUCAAUCGCUUUGCUGAUGUGAAGAAAGCAAAGGGGUUUGAGCUUGGCUCUACUGUACAGUCUAAAACGAAAGGCAUAUGGAUGUGGUGUAGGCCCCAUCCAUUGAAUCCUGGUGAAUGUAUAAUGUUGCUAGAUACAGAGGGCCUUCAUGAUGCCGAAAAGGGGGACAGCAACCAUGACAAUCAGAUAUUCGCCCUGGCCAUCCUCAUCAGUAGUGUGUUCCUGUACAACACAGUGGGUCGAAUAGAUAAUAGAGCUAUCGAGGAAAUGGAUUUUAUCACUCACAUAACUGACUACAUACAUGUAAGGUCAGGGCAGGAUCAGGACUCUGACGAGAAUGCAGCCGGUUAUGAAGACUACCAGCAGAUAUUCCCAACAUUUGUAUGGGUCCUCCGCGACUUCAUGCUGAGCUUAGAGAUGGACGGGGAAAGAAUAACAGCAAAUGAAUACCUUGGCAAAAUGUUGGAACUGAAACCAAUGCCAAAACAUCUUAGAGACAGAAAAGAAAGGAAUAGGAUCAAUGAUUACAAUGAACCGAGAGAGAGAAUUUCAAGUGUAUUCCAAAGGCGAGAGUGUUUUGUUCUGCGAAGGCCAGUAGAUGAUAAUGAGAGUUUGUCUCGUGUCAAUGCUAUUCCGGAAUGUGAACUCAACCAGGAAUUUGUUGAGCAAGUUGACGAGCUUUGUGACUUCAUUAAGAAUGAAUGUUCAACCAAACAUUUCUCAACAAAAGAUGGAAACAUUGAAAUCAAUGGGCCAAAACUCUUGGGUCUAGCUGAAAUGUACACUGGUACAAUUCAGAGCGGGUCUGUACCGUGUGUAGAACGAGCUAUAAAGCUUCUAGCAGAGAUGGAAAAUACAAAUGCAAUUGAUAAGGCCAUGGAACUAUACAGAUCAAUAAUGUCUCAUCACGUAGACAAUAGCGCUUUGUCUGCCGACACAUUUGAGAGCAUACACCAAAAUGCAAUGAUCGAAUCAAGAAAGGUUUUUGAUGACGGGCGGAAAUUUGACAAUGAUGGUUCGUAUGAGGAACGGUUCCAAGUGAAGAUCAAGAACGAAUAUUGCAAUUAUAAGGAAAGAUGCGAGCGUGAUAGGGAGAUUAUGAUACAGAGGGCGAUCGAACAUGGACGAAUAAUAUAUCUCCAAAAAAUGCAAAAUACCAUUGAUGACAUGCCAUAUUCACUGGAGAAACUUUAUUUGCAUGAAUCUGCUUGUUUGAUUAAAGUAUUCUCGACGACCAGAGAGGAACUAUCUUUUCUUAGUGAUGACGAAUGGGAAAAGGAAAAGAAGAAAUAUUUCGAGUCAUUUGGUAUCUACGAGGAUCAGGAAAUAUAUCAGAAGGAAUUUGAAGUUUACAAGUUGAUUAACGAAUUGAUCAAAGAUAGGAUGCAGAAUGACCCGAGGGAAAGGAUUGAGAGAAUGAUGUUUCGUUAUGCUAUAUACUUGAAAAAGGAUCUUCCCUGUGGAAUUGACCUCAUACAUACGAGACACGAUGAAAUGGAAACGAGUUUAAGAAUUGAGCUCAAAGAAUCAUUCCCUAACAUGGAUGUCAGCAUAUUGGAUAAACUUCUUGUUGGUAAACUUGAAGAUAGCUUGGACGUGGUGCAUCUUGAAAAUGAGAACAAUUGUAUGAAAACAGAUUUGGAGAGAAAGCAAAAAGAGAUUACCAGCCUUCAAGAUCAACUGAAGCAUACUCAUUGUGAACUGGAUGCAAGAACCCAAGAUCAAAGUGGAAGGAAUAAACGCUAUAUAAGCGCUAUAACGAGGAACAAGAAACCCAAACAAGCAAUAAAAUAAUCAACAGCCGAUCUUUAAUAACAAGACACUGAGUGGGUAUUACAAGACACUGAGCGGGUGGUUUCAUGAAGCCUGCGAUACAAAAAAAAACAGUACCAUCAGAAGAAAAAACUCAUUUCUCUCGUGUUUCGAGUGAUAUCUAAAGAGGCGGGAUAUAAUGCGUCAUAACGUUGGUAGAAAUAACCAUGACAUUAAAAAUCAAAAGAAAGCACCACGACCGUUCCGAAAUAGAAGAUACGAAGUAUCCCGAUUAGAUGGAGAAGUGAUGUCCGACAAUUUUAGCACUCAUAUCGCUUCAUUUGUAAAGAGGGGGUUACAAUUCUUCUAUAAUUGUAAUUAAAAACAAUGAAUUGAUGAGACUAAUUCAUAUCGAAAUGAAAAUGACAUCAUUUGGAAAACAUGCAUUUUUAUUAAUUCAACAAAAUGGUCAUCAGGCUUGAUAAAUCUUUCAUAAUUUUUACAUUUUAAUAUCUAUACGAAUCUAUACACGAGAAACUAUGACAGUAUGUUACGUCUCAUUAGCUCUGAUCAAUCUAUAUCCCUCCCGACUAUAUCUGCCUCUGAGUAUCAUUAUCACUUCAGCAUAUCCAGUGCCCUCUAUCUAUUCCACUAUUCUGUAUAAUCUACAAUGAUAUACACUUCUCUACAGAGGUCAGGCAAACCUCAUUCUAAACAUAAAGAAGCAUAAACGUAGUCCAAUCCGGUAGGGAUACAAAGAUACCGUGGUGAAUGUUCCCAAACGUAUAGAGGGGCCUGAAUUUUCGACAAUGUUUUCGUUUCUUAGCUCAUCUUCGAGACAAGAAAUAGCAGAGCAUUGGUUCUUUCUUGCCUUUCAUUGUUACUAGUCCCCGUUUUUCGAACACAAACGAUGUGUCGAUAUUAGACUCUGUCUUUAGGAACCUGAAACAUUUACAAGUCUGGUUAUGAAAUUGUAUUUUUGUUUCCUUAUCAAGAUAUGUAUUGUCAAGACAAUAUAUUCUGCUUUCGUAUAUAACUGCUUAAUAUUCUACUUCACAUGUUAAAUACAGUGUUAAAUACAGGGUGACACAAAGAAAUGCAACCAUCUAAUUUUAGUUUUCAUUAGAGAGGUAAAGCUACACAUUUUUAAGAAAACUUGUACGUGAGCGUGUAAUAAAUAUUAUGAUGCGGGAUUAGUGUCCUUC
Molecule: messenger RNA, 3605 nt
Organism: Owenia fusiformis
Lineage: Eukaryota; Metazoa; Annelida; Polychaeta; Sabellida; Oweniidae
Source: the annotation of a GenBank genome assembly